This is a messenger RNA of Helianthus annuus (common sunflower), 492 nucleotides long. Its product is annotated as velvet complex subunit 2-like. The record is from RefSeq and is a predicted model, not a curated record. The transcript has a single exon. NCBI's taxonomy places the organism in Eukaryota, Viridiplantae, Streptophyta, Magnoliopsida, Asterales, Asteraceae. Bases 1 to 492 code for a protein of 163 amino acids.
AUGGACCAUUACAAGGGAAUGAAAAAAGUGUGUUUGGUUGGUCGAUGGAAUGGCAUCGCCCAUUCCAAAUACAUUCCAUUCCCUCAAAAUCAUUUCAUCCGCCCCCUGUUUUUUUCCAUUCCAUUCCCUCUUCAUCCUUCAUUAAAUACACCACAAUCCACCAUCGUUGCCACCACCCACCAUCACCACUGCCAUCCAACAACGCCGUUUGCCGUCGUCACCCACCUCCGCCGCCACCCACCGCUGCCAGCUCCGACCACCACCUCCCACCGCCGCCACUCGCGACCCGCCGAUAACACCACCACUGCCACCGCAACCAUCGCCAUCACCACAUUCGCCACCACCGCCACCGCCCCCACCCGCCACUGCCGUUGCCGCCACCCACCUCCGUCCCCACCACCGCCACCUGUUGUCACCACUGAAACCUCCGAUCACCGCCGCCACCCACCUCCGCCAUCGCCGUCGCUGCCUGUCGCAACCCCCGUCCCCUAA